This is a messenger RNA of Cyclopterus lumpus (lumpfish), 3773 nucleotides long. RefSeq names its product mannosidase, alpha, class 1B, member 1b (gene man1b1b). Lineage: Eukaryota; Metazoa; Chordata; Actinopteri; Perciformes; Cyclopteridae. The record is from RefSeq and is a predicted model, not a curated record. Gene Ontology annotation, biological process: N-glycan processing; carbohydrate metabolic process. The coding region runs from base 298 to 2247 and encodes 649 amino acids. The transcript has 14 exons. Gene Ontology annotation, molecular function: mannosyl-oligosaccharide 1,2-alpha-mannosidase activity; calcium ion binding. Gene Ontology annotation, cellular component: membrane; endoplasmic reticulum.
CCUGAAUCACAUGUGUUGACAGUGAGCAAGACAUCCUCAGCUACAAGUGAAUGAUGUUGAGGAGGAUGUUUUGUCUUGGUCUAUGAAACAGUUAUCAAACUAAGACUAACGUUAACUGAUUUCGGUAAUAGUAUUGGUAAAGUGUUUAUACAUGCGGAGACCGCGUCUGUUUCAUUAACGCCGACCUAACCGCAGUUUUGACUGCUGUUAAUGUUACCCUACUAAUGGUGGAUUAGACUGGUUGUACAUCUCAUUUAACCUGAACGCUGGAUACUUCACAAGGGCGAGUUAACAGACAUGCACCCACCAUCUCGACAGGACUAUAUAUCUAUAAGCUUAGCUGGACAAGGAGGUGGAAGUUACAAUAACAGCACGCAAUGGAGGAGGCAGUCCUGCUGGAGGAAAUGGAAGCAGCUGUCCAGGCUGCAGCGGAGCCUUAUCCUCAUCCUCCUGUUUAUCUGUGGAAUUGCUUCCUAUCCUGCUGUGACUGAGCACCUCAGAGGCCAUUCAGAUGGAGUACAAGACAGUAACAGCGUCCUGAUGCCCAUCAUUCCAUAUAUGUUGCCUGAGCCUGUCAAACAGGCCCAACCGCCACUACCAGAACAAACCUCCCAGAGGAAAUUAUCCAAUAAGAGAAGACCGCCUGUCCUUCAGAAUCGUCUUCAGAAGCAGGCAAAUGCUUCAGACACAGUGAUUGAGGACAAGGCAGCUGACAGCAAGAAAGAAGAGGAGGAGGGAGACAUCAGUUGGCGUGGGGCAGUGAUCAACACUGACCAGGCCACAGAAGGCACCAGGGAUGGGGAUAAUAUGGAGAAUUCACCUGUCAACCAAACAGGAAAAUUACCAAACAAGUCAGAAGCUAGAUUGCUGGAGGCGGUGCAGGAAGCUUUCCUACAUUCAUGGAAGGGUUAUAAAGACUUUGCUUGGGGCCACGAUGAGCUCAGGCCCCUCUCCAAGUCCUACAGUGAGUGGUUCGGCCUGGGUUUGACGCUCAUUGAUGCCCUGGAUACCAUGUGGAUCCUUGGCCUUAAAAAAGAAUUUGAAGAAGCAAAGUCGUGGGUGGCCACCGAGCUCACAUUUAACAAGAGUGUAGAUGUCAACCUAUUUGAAAGCACCAUCCGCAUCCUGGGAGGCCUACUGAGUACCUACCAUCUGACUGGAGACAUUCUGUUCCUAGACAAAGCUAAAGACAUUGGCUCCAGGCUGAUGCCAGCUUUCAACACUCCAUCCAAGAUCCCCUACUCUGAUGUGAACAUCGGGAAAGGCACAGCCCACCCUCCUCGUUGGACCUCAGAUAGCACUGUGGCCGAGGUAACGAGCAUUCAGCUGGAGUUCAGAGAGCUCAGCCGUCUCACCCAGGAGCCACAUUACCAGGCUGCAGUUGCUGAGGUUAUGAAACAGGUCCACAAGCUGGACGGCAAGCUGGAUGGUCUCGUGCCCAUGUUCAUCAACACAAACAACGGACAGUUCACCCAUCAAGGCAUCUACACACUGGGAGCCAGAGCAGACAGCUACUAUGAAUACCUGCUGAAGCAGUGGAUCCAGGGAGGCAAGACAGAGAACCAACUCUUGGAGGACUAUUUGCAGGCAAUAGAGGGUGUAAAGAAGAACUUGUUGCAGAAAUCUUCGCCUAAUGGCCUCACCUUUGUUGGCGAGAUCGCACAUGGACAGUUCAGCCCUAAAAUGGACCACCUAGUGUGUUUUCUGCCUGGCACUCUGGCUCUCGGUGCCCACAACGGCCUGCCUGCUGAUCACAUGGAUCUGGCCAAACAGCUGAUGGAGACCUGCUACCAGAUGUACAUCCAGAUGGAGACAGGCCUCAGUCCAGAGAUUGUCCACUUCAACAUGCAUCAGGGCAGCACCCGAGACAUCGACGUAAAGCUUGCAGACAGACACAACCUCCUACGACCAGAGACAGUGGAAAGUCUCUUCUACCUGUACAGGUUCACCAAGGACCACAAGUACCAGGACUGGGGCUGGGAGAUUCUCCAAAACUUUAACAAGUACACCAAGGUUUCCUCUGGAGGCUACACCUCCAUCAAUAACGUUCGUGACCCGGACUACCCAAGCCCCCGAGACAAGAUGGAGAGCUUCUUCCUGGGAGAGACCCUGAAAUAUAUGUACCUGCUUUUCUCUGACGAUCCCAACCUCAUCAGCCUAGACCAGUAUGUCUUCAACACAGAGGCUCAUCCUCUGCCUAUAUGGCCCUCUACACACAGACUCACAGACACAGGAAUUCAAAUGUGAAUUCAAAAGUGCACGUAUAAACUCAACAAACAUCUCAGGCUUGGUCUAACACCAAGAUAAUCCUUCUGCCUUUGUGACUGGUAGUUGUUAAAACAACAACUCUGAAUGCAGACCACAGCUGGAAAAAGCCUCCUUUUUACUGAUCCAAUCAAGUGUUUGCUAGGUGCUAAACGCCACAGAAAACGACUCGAGCCCAGUUCACUUUGUGGCCUUGUUUAUUUAAUUGACUGGAUGUUCUCGUUGCUUAGACUCUGGAAGAGAGACGGAGAAAGGUGUCUAAAUGUCUUAAUCUCAUGAUGACGAGGGGUUUGAAAACUGAUCCUUUCAGAUUAUAGCUGCUCAUGAUUUAAGCUUCCAGUUGUGAAACAAAGCAUCUAGUAUCUGGAGGGACAGACCUUUGUGGCAAAACGAUCACAGUGAGCAGCCAGCAGUCGGAACUACCUGCUGCUCCUCCAACCUGACCUGCUGACAACUUUGUUCAUGUCUGUGAUUCUUACAGGGAUGUGAGAAUAAACUGUUUGUAAUAUAGUCAUUCAGUGCUCUGGCUAGAACUACUCUCAGAUGCUUGAAGCCGGAAAUAAAGCCAGGGCCCCCUACGGUGCUUCAGCUGCCCUCAGGUGCCUACUGUCCCAUGCUGCAUUCAUGACAUACAGGAAACGUGACUCUGUACAUAAAAAAAAACAUCUCAACUGCUUCAUGUCAAGCAGAAAACAUUGCAUGGAAAGCAUUUACGCUGCAACACGAUAGGAUGGCAGUGACAUGUAUUCCAGGGUUGAAUGAUAUGAGGAUGAAUCAACUUUUCAUACUGGUAACCAGUGAUGGAUGCAGCAUUCACACACAAGUUCAGCAUCAUCAGCCAAAUGUAUUCAAAGUUAUAUGGCUCCAUAUAAAAGAGAAUAUCAACCCAGUGAAUGUCUGCCACCCUUCCUGGCAACCCUACAUGAUUAUAUAUGUCUUUGUAAAUUACUGAAUUAAGCCAUUCAUUAAAAUCAAAAAUCUGCCAAAUGAGAUACUUAGAAAAUGGUAAUCGUCCUUUUAAUGUUCGAGCUGGCACUCAUUAAAACUACUUCAAAUAUUGGUGGGCGGGUUUUGUAUCAAUGCAUCAUAUUCUAUGAGAUGAGCCCACUGUUUUUAGUAACUCCAGUUGAGAAGUAAAAAGUAGUACUUUAUAUACCUCAAACGUGUACUUUAAAUGAUCUGCUUGCCAGGUGUACUGAGGUAAUCACUUCUGUCUGGCUGCAGUAGGACUGCUGCUGGCUUUCCAAACACAGAUGGCAAAUGUCCUAUAUAUAACGAUAAAUGUGAACGUCCCAAUAGAAAAUGACAAACACUGUGAUGCUGGAUUUAGUCCAUAUCUCGGGCCAUCUGCCUGAAAGGAAAUUACCCCACUCUCCCUAACCCACUAUUUAUUCCAUAUAACAUGAAUGCAGCAUCUGACUUUGGUCUUAUUCCAUUUGUUGCCCAGCAGCAGAUUUAUUUAUGAACUGUGAAGCUUUUGUUUUAUAAAGAUGUCAUUGAUUUAAGCA